CACCCGCAUUCCAUUCCCACACAGCAGUCAACCGCGUUCUCCACUCCCCAUUCCCCCUCUCUCCGAUCGCCCAUCCCCGUUCAUAUGGCCACCGAGAUCCUCCGCCCGCACAACAUCCUGCACCCGCAGCCGCAGAGGAUCCGCGCCGCGCACCGGAGGCCCAGCAACCCCGGCACCGCCAGGAGGUCUCCUCCUCCAUCGGCCUCCACGACCGGCCGGAGACACCAUGGGCGGCCUUCCUCUUCUUCUUCUUCCUCGUACGGGAAGGUGACGUCUGCAGCCGCUCCGGCGAGGCGUCCCGCGGUGGAAGUGUACGCCGGCCCAGCGUUCUCCGCCGCGUCCCCCGAGCCGAGCUCGCUGCCGCUGCCGCAGUUCCCGCUCCAGAAGCCCGCGGCCGCCGUCAACGACGCCGCCACGCGCGACCUCAGGCGCAUGCUGCGCCUCGAGUAGCUCGCUAUCCCGGUGCCAGCUAAUGGACACGAGCUGUAUGUUAGUUUAGUUCUAGCGGCAAUCGUCGUUGAGUGGCGCGGCCGCGCGCGCGCAGCAAGGCCUCCGGCUCGGUUUUAUUGUGUGGCCGGCGGCAUGGUGCGCGGGGGCCGUGGGCUCCGACGACGGCGGUCUGGAAUGAGCGCAGCCAGCGAUGUGACCAUGGACCGGCGUGAUGUAAUUACAAGUAGAAUCACAAGUCCAAGAGUACCUACGUAUAUGCACGACCUCCUAGUUGAUCGAUCCCCUUUGCCUCUGGUUAGCACGCAGGUGCCAAAUGGCCAAGGUUUGGCUAAAUUUUAAUUUCUGUUCAUGCUGAUUAAAAAAGUUUUAUGUGUCCCAAUCAUGAUGCUUUGAAUGAGUCACAUCAAGGAUAAAGUUGAUUUCAA
Molecule: messenger RNA, 875 nt
Organism: Triticum aestivum (bread wheat)
Lineage: Eukaryota; Viridiplantae; Streptophyta; Magnoliopsida; Poales; Poaceae
Product: adenomatous polyposis coli protein 2
Exons: 1
Coding region: 85-450 (121 amino acids)
Source: RefSeq, a predicted model, not a curated record